CCUGGGCCGAGCAGAGCGGGGCGGGGCAGAGCGGAGCGAGGACCCAGCGGGUCGGCUGAGGUCGCGCCAGCGCUCCAUUACGGACCCGCGCCCCAUUACGGACCCCUGCGCUAGCUCUCCGGGUUUAGCGCCAGCACACCCCACCCAGCACAGCUGAGGACCGACUCCGGGGAAAUCGACGCCCGGGGGCUGCUCGCCAGGCUGGCUGACCCGGGCUCGCGGGUCCUCGGGGGCGCGCGCGCCUGGACGCCGCCGCGGACGAUGCUGCUGCUCCUGCAGCUGUGGCGUCUAAUAACGGAGAGCGCGGCAGUUUUAAUUCUUCUGACAUUGCUACCCGAGCCUGACCUCAUCCUGGAUUUCCCCACGGCUGCCCUGGGGCCUCGCCCUCCUGCCACACAGAUGUUGGAACGCUUAUCAGCACAGAUGGAGAGCCCCUGGGGGUUGCCUGUGGUGGCCGAUGGCCCAGCUUCCUUAGCGAAGAUGGUGAUGGCAGAACUAGCCAACCUGAAGUUAGAAAACAAACCAUGGCCUGGAGGGACACACUCUCUCCACUACCACUACCUGGCCUUGUCAGAGCCAGGCCCGGACCUUCCCCAGUUUCUGGCUGUAGGCUACGUGGACGACCAGCCCUUCAUCCAUUAUGACAGUCGUGUGGACAGGGCCAAGCCCCAGGCCCCGUGGAUGGCAACUGUGGAUGCCCAGUACUGGGAGACAGAGACUCAGAAGCAGAGGGCCUGGGCAAAGGUGCAGCAGGUGGAGACGUGGACCGUGAUGGGCUACCACAACCAGAGCACUGGCAUGCACAGUACCCAGCGGAUGUUCGGCUGUGAGAUCCGGGAGGAUGGCCACACCCACAGCUUCUGGCAGUUCAGCUUCGAUGGGCAGGACCACCUGUCACUGGACCUGGAGACUCUGAACUGGGUGUCGGCCAAACCUGCAGCCAUGCGGACCAAGAGCUGGUGGGAGACAGAGCGCUGCUACGCUGAGUACGACAAGGCCUACCUGGAAGGCCUCUGCCUUGUUUCCCUGCGCAGGUACCUGGAGCUGGGUGGCCAGAGCCUCACCCGGAAAGAAAUCUCCACAGACACAGAACCAAACAGGAUGUGGAGAGAGAGAGUUAAGGAAUCGGCUCACGUGACCAUGGAGGAUUGGGAGUUCCGAGAUCUGCAGCUGGCAAGCCAGAGACCCAGGAGAGCCAGUGUUUCAGUUUCAGUCCAUAGACAGGAAAAGACUGAUGUCCCAGCUGCAGGAGAUCAGGCAGGAGAGCCGCCCACGGUGCAGGUGACAAGACACACAGCUCAGGAUGGCGGCAUCACACUGAAAUGCUGGGCCCGGGGCUUCUACCCACGGGACAUCUCAUUGAGCUGGUGGCUGGGUGAGGAGGAGCUGGUGCUAGAGACUGAGUAUGUGGAGACACGCCCCAGUGGAGAUGGCACCUACCAGACGUGGGCAGCUGUGCAGGUGCCAGCCAGGAUGGAGGACCGGUACACUUGCCAUGUGCAACACUCUGGCCUGAACCACACAUUCACUGUGACCUGGGAAGCACCCCCUCAUCAGUGGAUAACCAGUGCUGUGGUUAUCCCCAUGUUGAUCUUUCUCUUGCUGACGGCUGGAGUGCUGAUCUUCAUCAAGCAGUACUCUCAAGCCAGGAAUCAGGAAUCUUGCAAACGAGCCCCAGGUGGAGAGGACCCUCCAGUGAGCCCAGUGAGAAUGGAGGCUGCUCAGCUACUCUGUUGACACAUGUUCACCGUCAGGUCAAGGAGGUGUUUUGUGGGGUGUGUGGGGGCCUCCAGGGCACUAGCUGGCUGGCCGCAGUGACCCCACUGUGAAGGGCCCACCCCAUCCCAAAAUGGAGCCCUCCAUGGCUCCAUCAGCCUCACUCCAAGCAGUUUGUGCCACUAAGAUCACUUUCUUCAUCUUCCUGAAGUCCUUUUCCAAGUCUGUCUCCUGUCCGAGGAGGGCAGGAGUAAUUCCUUGGAUGGGCUCUCACUGGACGGUUAGCAAGCAGAAUGCUUUCCUUUUUUUUUUUUUUUUUGUAUUGUUUUGUUUUUAAAGAUUUUAUUUAUUUAUU
Mustela erminea (ermine) is the source of this 2071-nucleotide messenger RNA. Its product is annotated as class I histocompatibility antigen, Gogo-B*0201 alpha chain-like. NCBI's taxonomy places the organism in Eukaryota, Metazoa, Chordata, Mammalia, Carnivora, Mustelidae. The transcript is spliced from 10 exons. Gene Ontology annotation, biological process: immune response. The coding region runs from base 262 to 1737 and encodes 491 amino acids. Gene Ontology annotation, cellular component: external side of plasma membrane. The record is from RefSeq and is a predicted model, not a curated record.